Messenger RNA from Anastrepha ludens (Mexican fruit fly), 2089 nucleotides. RefSeq names its product PRL-1 phosphatase (gene PRL-1). Lineage: Eukaryota; Metazoa; Arthropoda; Insecta; Diptera; Tephritidae. The record is from RefSeq and is a predicted model, not a curated record. The transcript is spliced from 5 exons. Gene Ontology annotation, molecular function: protein tyrosine phosphatase activity. Gene Ontology annotation, biological process: protein dephosphorylation. The coding region runs from base 103 to 630 and encodes 175 amino acids. Gene Ontology annotation, cellular component: nucleus.
AACAAGAAUUAUCUUAAAGUUGAUUUAUCAAAAAAAAAGUUAAAGAGGAAUUAAAAACAUCAACAGGGAUUUCCAGGAGAAGAAAAGCAACGUCGUAAAUUAAUGAGCAACAUGCGUCAAAAGGAUUUGCGCCCAGCACCUGCUCUUAUCGAGUUCAAGGGCAUGAAGUUCCUAAUCACCGAUCGGCCAUCCGAUAUAACCAUUCAACAUUACAUAACGGAGCUCAAGAAGAACAACGUUAGCACGGUGGUGCGUGUAUGUGAGCCCAGUUACAAUACCGAUGAGCUGGAGGCUCAGGGUAUAACAGUUAAGGAUUUGGCAUUCGAGGAUGGCACUUUUCCGCCACCUCAAGUUGUCGAUGAGUGGUUCGAGAUUUUGAAGCAAAAGUACCAACAAAAUCCGGAAGCUUGCGUUGCUGUACACUGUGUUGCCGGCUUGGGACGAGCCCCAGUUUUGGUCGCAUUGGCGUUGAUUGAAUUGGGACUCAAGUACGAGGCAGCUGUAGAAAUGAUAAGAGACAAACGACGAGGCGCCAUUAAUGCCAAACAACUAUCAUUCUUGGAACGGUACAAGCCCAAGGCAAGGCUAAAGCACAAAAAUGGCCACAAGAAUUCAUGUUGCGUGCAAUAGAUUUUCCGAAACCAUAUAAAUUCCCACCAGAUGAAAAGUGUUCAUUUUUAAAGAAGAAAAACAAAACAAAAGUUAAAACCAACAAAUGUGAAAAUAUACAUAAAUGAAAACAACAGCAACAUCAAACAGCAACCAGCAACAGCAACAAUGCAAUACAGCAACUAAUCAGCAAUAAAUUCAAUUCAUUUAAUGGCAGUAAGCAACAGAACAUGUACCAGCAAGCAGCGGAAAAAAACAAAAAUAAAACAACAACAGCAACGAGGAAAAUAGUAACUGCGCCGCAACUCUCCGCUUGCCGGCAGCAGCGCAAACAUUCAACCAAUUAAACCAUAUAAAUAUGAAUUCGGUUAGCCAGUCAUGAGCCACUGAGCAAAUGAGAGUUAACAGCAACAGUAAAAACACCACAGCAACAGCAACAGCAGCAGAUAGCUUUGAAUUUGUAGCAUACAAAUGGGCGCGCAAAACAUCGCUAAAAGCGCGCACGGCCACUUUGCGCCGACUACUUUACGCCUUUCUGUACUAUUUCUCUGCUCUUGAUUGGAAUUUUUACUAAACCUUUCGCUACGCGCUUUUCGCUUUUUCUUCUGCUUCCUCCAACCGCCGCAACUGUUGGACAUGACAGUGAGUCCCGCGCGCGUGUGUGUGUGUAUGUGUGCAAGCGUUUUGUUAAUAGUACUUCCACGCACGCUAAAACACACAGACAUACACACGUACACCCACACACCCAAAACACUUUUCUACAUCAACCUUCAACUGUAACAGCGGAAAUAUAAAUAACAACACCAACAACAAAAACAACAACAACUCUUUAACAUUGACAAUGAACGCCAACUCUUUUUUGACUUUAAAGUUCACUUUUUAUUUGAUGAUGAUUAUGAUAAAUGAUGUGUUUUAAAGAAGGAAGUAAGGAAGGAAGGAUAUUUGAAUUUUUUAUAAUUAAGGAGAAUAAAGUUAAAAAUGAUGUUUUUGUAAGUGCAACAACACACACACAGAGCUUGAUAGCAGAGAAUGUAAAGACGAAUAAACGAAAACAAUUAAUUAUUAGUUUUAAUGUUAAAGCAAAGAAAACAAAAAUAUUUAUAUACUAACAAAUUACAAUGCGUAACAUUGUUUUCGUUUUCUUGUUUUUUCCCCCCUUUUUGCUCUUUUUUCUUUGUUUUUUUAAUUAUAGUUUUCAUUCACUGCUUUUUCCUUCACUUGGUUUUUAUUUUUAUUUUUUAAUCUAUUAAUAUACGCACGUAUUUGUACUUAUAAUCAAUUGUAAGCAUAAGCAUAAUGUGCGAAAAAAACAAAAACAAAAAAAAAACAAAAUAAAUAAAUAUAAAAAAUAAAUUUGAAAUGAAAUGUAAGAAGAAAUCGAUUAUGUAUGAUAUGCGCAACAAUAAACAAGUAGCAAUCGCUAAAAUUGUAGAAACAAAUUUCAGCGAAAAUCGUUCUAAAAAAUACAAAAACAAAAUAA